GUUCAGUCUUUUUCGCUUCCAAUCUCGUUUUCCAUACGAUGAGUGCGCGCGACUUUGUGACUGCGCUUCUGGUCGCCGCCGAGCGAGCUGCGCGCCUUGCUCGCGAAUGCCGUGCCAAUGCGUCGCUGUUUGCGCUGCUGAUCGAGGAGAAGAAGGCCGACGCUGCCAACAAGCGAUUUGCGCAGGAUUUCAAGACGCUCGCUGACGUGCUCAUCCAGGAGGCAGUCCGCCACGAGCUUGCGCUCACAUUCCCGGCAAUCAAAGAGCACGUUCAAGGCGAGGAAAACAACACAUUCACAAACACGCUGGGUGAAAAGGUCGUGCUCGAAGUCCAGGCGACCCAGGAAGCGACCCAAGCUCUGCUGCUGCGCGUGCUCGACGGGAAUGUCGAUGCUGCUGCGGCGCUUGCAAGUAUUGUGCACCAAAAGAUUGAGCUGAGCGACUUUGAUGUCGACGGACUGCUGGCUCAAUCGUUCGCGGCUUCGCAUGCCGGCGCUGCUUUUGAGACGGCGACCAUCGAUGCUUCUACACUGGGCAUCUGGAUUGAUCCAAUCGAUGGCACAAACGAGUACAUUCGUGGAGCGCUGGUGGAGCCGCAAGGCGGCAUCUUCUCGGAGGGCCUGCCAACGAGCGUGGUGCUGAUUGGCGCCUUUGAGCGCGCCAGUGGGUUGCCUGUUGCAGGCGCCAUGUGCCAGCCAUUCUACCCGGCGCCUGGAACGAGCAUCACUGCCGGAAAGUUUGUCAGCCGACACUUGUGGGGCAUUUGCACCGCUUCCGUCACCGCUUCCAACGCCAAGGAGUUGAUUGCGCAAAACCACCGCCUGCACCGUAGCCACACCGCUGACGGAUCUCUCGUCCCGGUUGUUACCAUGAGUGGGAGCGAGUCGGACGCGAUCAAGGCCGUUGCUGCCAGCCGUGGCAUCCAAAUCCGCGCCACGUCUGGCGCUGGCUACAAGAUGCUGACUGUGGUCGAGGGCGUUGCCGACGCGUACUUUCUCUCGAAGGGUUCCACCUACAAGUGGGACAGCUGUGCCCCACACGCCAUUCUUCGGUCGCUCGGCCGUCAGGGUGCAGUGUUCCGUCGCCCCGCUGCUGCUGCCCCGACUGAGGCUCGCGAAGUUCUCUACCAGGCCAUGGACAACCCGGCCAUCCAUUCCUGGGCCAAUUCCGACGGUGUUCUUGCUGCCGACUCGCGCGCCGCCCACGACACGUACGCGUUCUUUUGGUCGGUGUAAUGACAAAAUGUUUAGACAUCAUGGAAGUUGAAAUGCAAAACAAGAAUAAAAAAUGACUUUAGUGUACAA
Capsaspora owczarzaki ATCC 30864 is the source of this 1304-nucleotide messenger RNA. RefSeq names its product inositol polyphosphate 1-phosphatase-PA. The record is from RefSeq and is a predicted model, not a curated record. Lineage: Eukaryota; Filasterea; Ministeriida; Capsasporidae. The transcript has 2 exons. The coding region runs from base 39 to 1235 and encodes 398 amino acids. Gene Ontology annotation, molecular function: inositol-1,4-bisphosphate 1-phosphatase activity.